Messenger RNA from Struthio camelus australis, 2891 nucleotides. NCBI's taxonomy places the organism in Eukaryota, Metazoa, Chordata, Aves, Struthioniformes, Struthionidae. The record is from RefSeq and is a predicted model, not a curated record.
AUGGCACAGGCCCUGAUAGUGGAAAAUAUGCUGCUCCUGUUACUAGCAACACAUCCUGGAAACGAUCGGGAUUCUAAUGCAGGCAUUUUGUGUGUUUCAGUGGUCGAAGGAUUAGCUCUGCUGGACUUAGGGGUCUCUCCAUAUUCUGGAGCUAUUUUCCAUGAGACCCCGCUGAUAAUAUACCUCUUUCACUUCUUGAUUGAAUAUGCUGAGCUGGUGUUCAUGAUAACUGAUGUGCUAACUGCUGUUGCCCUUUACUUGGCCAUCCAGGACUUCAACAAAGUUGUGUUUAAAAAGCAAAAGCUUCUAAUAGAACUGGAUAAAUAUGCACCAGACGUGGCUGAACUCAUCCGGACGCCCAUGGAAAUGCAUUACAUCCCUCUCAAGGUAGCACUAUUCUAUCUCUUAAACCCUUACACUGUGAUGUCUUGUGUGGCAAAGUCUACCUGCACUAUCAACAAUACUGUCAUUGCAUUCUUCAUUUUAGCUACAAUAAAAGGUAGUGCCUUCCUCAGUGCUGUAUUCCUGGCCUUAGCAACCUACCAGUCACUGUACCCUCUCACAUUGUUUGCUCCGGCACUCCUUUACCUUCUACAGCGUCAAUUCAUACCAGUGAAACUGAAAAGUAAAAGCUUCUGGCUCUACACUAUGCAGUAUGCAGCGCUGUACCUGUGCAGCCUGGUGGUGAUCAUCUGCCUCUCCUUCUUCCUCCUCAACUCCUGGGAUUUUAUCCCAUCUGUUUAUGGGUUUAUCCUUUCCGUUCCAGAUCUGACACCCAAUAUUGGCCUUUUCUGGUACUUCUUUGCAGAGAUGUUUGAGCACUUCAGUCUUUUCUUUGUAUGCGUGUUUCAAAUCAACGUGUUCUUCUACACCAUUCCUUUGGCAGUAAAACUAAAGGAACACCCUGUGUUCUUCAUGUUUGUCCAGAUCGCAAUCAUUUCUAUCUUCAAGUCCUAUCCCACUGUGGGAGACAUUGCACUGUACAUGGCCUUCCUUCCAGUCUGGAGCCACCUUUACAGAUUCCUCCGGAACAUCUUCAUUCUGUCUUGUGUGCUCAUUGUCUGCUCCCUCCUGUUCCCCGUUCUCUGGCAUCUCUGGAUUUACGCAGGAAGUGCCAACUCCAAUUUUUAUUAUGCCAUCACGUUGACUUUCAACAUAGGGCAGAUCCUGCUCGUCUCGGAUUAUUUCUAUGCCUUCCUCCGACGAGAGUACUACCUCACUCAUGGACUCUAUUUGACAAGGGAAGAUGGAACAGAGGCCAUGCUUGUUUUGAAGUAAGAAUCAUGUUCACCAUUCCUUGGGAAAUGGACUACGCUAAGGAACAUGCAAAGCUUGGGGUACAUGGGGCGGGUGGGGAAGGUUCGGACUUUGGAUGAGGUCGGACUUUGAGGAUGAUACCUACUGACAGAGCUGAGGAUGUUCUGGGAAUACCCUCUUGAGCUACAACAGUGAACUCGGUGCAGAGACUGUUAAGAGCUGCAAGCAGGAGCCACAAUGCCUCCGUUGGAGCAUCUCCCUUCUUUCCUCAGCCAUGCUUUUUACUGCAACCUCAGCCAUCAGCUCUGAGCAGUCCAGCAGGAACUGGAGGAAGUGCCUGGGCUAAAAACAGGGCUGAAUCUCUGGCCCAGAAAGAGCUGAGAACGUAAUCUGUUUACUCUAUUGUCCUUGCUUCUUGGAAAUGUUUGUUUCUCCUGGAAAUUCCCCCUUCACUGCUUUGACCAGUAGUAGUCCUGUUUGGCACGUGGCAAUCCGCCUAAGCCUUGGCUGCAGUCAACUCAGAUGCCCUUUCUCAGUUCUCAUCCUGUUGUUGGAUCUGGAAAAAACACAUCUGCUCAGGCACAGUGAGAACUUGUGAAACAAAUGGGUGACCCGCUGGAAGGAGGACAGCUUAGGCUGCUGUCAUAGAUUACAGAUAAUAGCUCAUGGUAAAAUCACCAUCUUGGAGCUCGAACUUCUAGUGAGAGCUGGCACUGGGGUGAAAGCAGGCGCAGCACAGGUAUGGGUAGCUGGUGUAUUGCAUUGAAGCAACACAGACAGUUUCAUGUUAGGAGUUGCACAGAAGCAUUACGGGGUCUCAGAAGAAGGAACACUACUGUGGAGAUAGACUCCCACUGUUUCUUAUAUCUGUACAUUACAUAGCUUGGCAGUGCGAACCAGGAGGUGUCAAAAUCUCCUCUUUUAAGAGCAGAGACCAAAUUCAGAAGGAGCCUCAGAUGCCACUUCUGUGGAGUUGUUGAGCUCCAGGUGUUCCACAGCAGCUUAACAAUACAGGAUAUUCCCUCCCCAGUGUCAUCCUCUUGCAAAUACAGUGAUGGUAUCUUGUGGCUGUGCAUAGAGGACUGCACAAAAAAACAGCAUCCCUUGGUUUCCCCCGUUUCUUCCCUUUGUAUACGUUCAGAUCUGCUCACUUAAGAGCUUUUGCUGCUGACCCCAUGAAUGUGACUGACUUAGGGGAACCCAGGCUGGAUUCUUUCUCUGCUGGUUGCAUGUUGGCACUGAGAAGCAUUAGCUUAAACACAGUGUUGGAAACUUUUUCGCUGGUGUCUGGGAAGGAAGCAGCCAGCUUGCCCCACUGAUUGAGCAGUUGAGACACCAAUAUGCCAGGCCCUGCCCUGGCAGUUGUAUAAACAGCUCGAUUUUCGUCUUUUCUUUCUUUCUGGACAAUAAUAACUUUUGCCUUAUUGCACUGCUAUUAGCGCUUUGUCCGAUGAGUGGGUUUACUCUGAGCCCAGCUCUGCCCAUCCUGCACUCAGCUGCUCCUGCCUGGGAAGGCCACACAGCAGCUCUGCACCUUGGUCCGAGGUGGGUGGCACUUGGAGCCAGGGCUGCUCUCGGCUGCCAUGUGCCUGUGGCAUGUCAAAGAGCACAAUAAACUGCAAGUUUUAAAUGCC